Messenger RNA from Setaria italica (foxtail millet), 808 nucleotides. RefSeq lists its product as uncharacterized. The record is from RefSeq and is a predicted model, not a curated record. The transcript has 3 exons. The coding region runs from base 55 to 444 and encodes 129 amino acids. Gene Ontology annotation, cellular component: chloroplast. NCBI's taxonomy places the organism in Eukaryota, Viridiplantae, Streptophyta, Magnoliopsida, Poales, Poaceae.
GCCUUAUCCUGUCCUCUUGUUCUGUCACAUGCACUACUACAUCAUGUGAGGCGCAUGAGGCCGGAGAGUUCUUUCCUCUUCCGCACCAGCCCAGCCAUGGCCAAGGUAGCUCCCUCCCUCCUUGCCGUCGGCAGCGGCGCUUCCUUCACCGCGCUGCCAUCGCCCAGGAAAGGUGCCAGUUUUUUCCGCGAUCGCGUCGUCAGCAGGCGUGCCAGGAUUUCAGCUAAGCUCGGUGGAGAUGGGGAGCUGAAGCCUCAAGGCAAGAAGAAGUUCAUCACCAGGGAAGAGGAACCAGAACAGUACUGGCAGACUGCAGGGGAGAGGGAGGGUGAGAACCCCAUGAAGACGCCCCUGCCCUACAUCAUCAUCUUCGGCAUGUCCACCCCCUUCGUCAUCCUCGCCAUCGCCUUUGCCAAUGGAUGGAUCAAGGUCCCCGUACGAUGAGCUCAUGUCAUCGCGUGACCAGAUUUUGGAAGCUUCCGGUCAAGCACCUCGUCACUGCCUAUAUCUUCUCCAGCGAGAGCCCUGCGAGUUUUUAUGCCUUUAUAGAGAUAUAAGAAUCAAUGCUUUGUAAGCACAGUAUGAAUGAUCGAUCAUAUGUGUAUGUAGCCCAACACCUUCGAAGCUCAGAAGUAUUUACAGUACCUCUUAGAACUUCAGUCCACGUUCCGGUUUAAGGUUUUGUAUCAAUCUUCAGUUCAUGCAAUGCGCCAAUGCCUUGGUUCUUCACACACACAAGACAAGGUUUGUAGCAUCAGCAGUUGUCGAGAACAAUCACAGGCCCAACUAUGACUUGACUUUUGGUGAA